Molecule: messenger RNA, 1935 nt
Organism: Esox lucius (northern pike)
Lineage: Eukaryota; Metazoa; Chordata; Actinopteri; Esociformes; Esocidae
Gene: fbxo5
Product: F-box protein 5
Exons: 5
Coding region: 413-1630 (405 amino acids)
Biological process (GO): regulation of mitotic nuclear division; negative regulation of meiotic nuclear division
Cellular component (GO): nucleus
Molecular function (GO): protein binding; zinc ion binding
Source: RefSeq, a predicted model, not a curated record
AGAUAAACAUAAGGGAGGAAAAUAAAUAUGAACCGAUCGGUUAACGUGUAGUUAUAGCUAAAUUUUUUUUUACAUUGAAUGUUUGCACUUAUGUAACGGUUCUGGGGUUAAAAACAACUUUGAACGAAAAUUAGUUUUGCAGCCUAAUGAGAGGUUUGAUAUGUAUUGAGCACGAUAACUCUCGUCACUACCAAAAAGCACCGAGGCUUGACGUCAGCAACCGUUCUUGGUUCUCCAUUGGUUCUAUUAUUUAAAGGCAGCUGUACUGCUUGGCAGUCAUUGGUUUGCGCCAAUUGGACACGAAUUUCAAAUGUUUGGAGAUCUGGCGCAUUUUCUUUAUUUAUCUCGUUCAAGUAUCAAGAAGGUAACAAAAACUAAACCGCAGAUCUAGGUGAAAAGAACAUUUAAAGGUAUGAGAUAUGCAUUCCAUGGCUCCACAUUUUCAAUGAAAAUGAAGUGUCCGUCCAAAUACGACGAUCCUCGAUUUCCAUGUGACACCGAGAAACAAGUCACAUUUAAAGAGUCAUGUCUUAAAUCCUCACCAUUCAAGGGAUGCACCCAAGUACUAGUCAAACCACAGCUUUCUUCAGAUGUCACCACCACUGCCAACCUGAGCCUCAAGGAUGGUGGAAAAGCUAUUCACAAUAAGGAAAACAACCAACAUGACAGAACCCUUGACCAGGUGAACCUAGACUGUGAGGCAUUUGAGGACAGUGGUUACCUGUCCUUGCAGAACAGCCAAAUAGAGGACUUUGAUAACGUAAAGGAACAAGGGAUAUCUCCAGAGAAGGACCUCGUAUCCUGCUGUACCCCAGAUGUCGAGGCUAAGUUCACAUCAUCAAAACUCCCCAUACUGAACUUUCAACAUGCUGUGUGCAAAGAACUUGCCAACAGCUUCCAGCGAACCCAAAGCUACGACUGGACUGCCAUUAGCCGGCUAGCUGAGAACUAUGGCCUUGACAGAGUUAUUGGUGGGAACAUGGGCCUUGAAUGUAUGGAUAUUUUAAAAGCCCUGCUGGAGAAGAACAUGAAGCACAUCCUCACCCGGAUCCUACAAAUGCUGGGAGAUGUUGACUUGAUAAGCUGUAGAAAAGUGAGCAAGAGCUGGAGAAAAAUAAUCAGUCAAGACAAGUCGGUCUUCUGUAGAUGCCGCCAGGCUGAGCAGAGAAUUGGGGACUCAGGAACUCCUGCAGGACUGGAAAAUGCUAAGUCCCUGACGCGCGAUUCUUUGACGUCCAGGGUCGUAAUGUCCUCUAUUCAAAGAGUAGCUUCUACCCCUACCCAGAAGUAUAGCAAGAGGAUGUUUUCCCAGAGAGACGGCACACAGACCCCGCACUGCUCCCAGGUGUCUCGAUUUAGAGAAUACCAAGAGGCUGCCAGUUCGCUGAAGCAGUGCGAGUCGCUGAAGCCCUGCAAGCGCUGCGGCUCGCCUGCCAAACACGACGCCGAUGCCAUGAGGGCCACCUGUACCCGCGCCAGCUGUGCCUUUGACUUCUGCACUCAGUGCCUGGGCCCGUUCCACGGCUCUACAGCCUGCGGUGUGGGGCUGGCCCAUAGUCCCAGCAGCUCCAGAGCCACCCGCGUCCUCAUUGGCAGCGCUCGUAGCAAAAGGAAUGUCAGGCGCCUGUGAAGUCCACGCGCCCUCUGAUAAAGGCCCAACGAUGCACCGUUUUAAAGUCUUUCCGAAUGUUUUAUUCAUAAACCUUUUAAGCCCGCUGCCGCCGUGCCUCAAACUGAAAGGAACUGUGGCAUUGGAAUAUCAUGUUUGAAUGCACCGUAUUUUUGGACAUUCGGUGGAUGCCAGUUGUCCGGAAUAUGUCGUCGGAAAGCGACAAAUGUACUGGAAGACCCAAAAAAGGAAACAGAAUUAAAUAUUUUACUAGUAAUUUUAUAUUUGUUAUUGAUAUGUCCUAAAUAUAUUUGUAAAUAUUUUAA